Messenger RNA from Mizuhopecten yessoensis (Yesso scallop), 2053 nucleotides. RefSeq lists its product as uncharacterized. Gene Ontology annotation, molecular function: chitin binding. The record is from RefSeq and is a predicted model, not a curated record. The coding region runs from base 394 to 1518 and encodes 374 amino acids. Lineage: Eukaryota; Metazoa; Mollusca; Bivalvia; Pectinida; Pectinidae. Gene Ontology annotation, cellular component: extracellular region. The transcript is spliced from 4 exons.
ACGGGAGAUGCGUAAAUUGGACAUAAAUCCUUAUACUUAUUGUCAUUUAUGAGGAUAAGUACAAUGGAAUAAAAUCACGCGCCAAUCUUUUUGCAACGUCGUGAAAGGCAUUAUUGACUGUUGAAAUAAUAAAGCUAUAUUUUACAGUUGUAGAUGUACGUGGGUCCAUACGAUUUACGUAUUCGGGGGGAAAUUAAACGGAUCACACGCACGACCUAUUGUCAGAAGAUAUAUACCAAUGGACUGGAGUUGACCAUGAGAGAUCCUAUGGUUGAUACACGUAACAGCUAAUGUUGGGUUGUGGAGAGCCAAUAAGUUUCAAAACCACGCAUGUUCUUAAAGAGUUUUGAUGUGAACAAGGCUUGUCAACUGUGAUUAGAUAUUUGUAGCAUUAUGGAGCGUGGAAUAUUGUGUAUUUUGCUGUUGUUGGCCCACUUAGACUAUAUAGCGGGGAGAGUAAUAAAUUCUAAAGAUCGGUGCAGUGCAAAGGCUGACGUUAUUUUCUUAAUACCAAGAACAGCUAACAAUGGCACAGCUGCUGAUUUCGAGACGUUUUCGCCCCUUGAAGAAUUUACUACCAAAGUUAUUAAUUAUUUCAAUAUUAAAGAAACCGCUUACAAUGUCGGUCUUGUGAUGUACGGCAGAAUGGCCGUUGUUAUGACGCAUCUUCGACCAUACCGGAACCGGAAGUUGCUCAACACGGGAGUUUCACUAAUGUCAAAUACAAAACGAUUCAAGAAAGAACUCGCAGGUGAGGUCAACGUGAUAGACGCUCUAACGGUUAUGACGGAUAUGUUUACCAAUAAAUUACAACGGCCAAAUUUUGAUCCGAAGAACACCGUCAAAAAGAUUGGUGUUUUGAUUUUAAGAAAUGAAACUUUAAUAGUUAAUACUGAAGCUGUAAACAUGGCAGCAAAAAUGCAACGAAAGGGAAUUACUCUGUAUGUGGUCAUGGAGGGAACAUCUGGUGCAGAAUUUGCAUUGGCCGUAGCAACGGAUGUGUGUAAAGUAUAUACUGUGGACAACCUUGGCGCAGACCUGGACCGGAUAUUGCCUUAUUUCGGCAAUAGCCUGUGUGGAGUUACCAACAAUGACAUGGCCAACAUUACGGCGCCAGACGCGAUGAGUAAUUGUCAGCCAGCAAUUAUCUACACGCCACCCGCUGCCCCGCACAACGUCACCUGUGACGAAGUCUUCAUCAACGAACUGAAGGCCGAUGUGAACAACUGUGCCUACUUCUACCGUUGUGAUGGGAUUGUUCCAGAAAGGUUGCGUUGCUAUGCCGGUGACGUAUUUGACGGAUCUACGCAGACUUGUAGCCAUAGGAACUCAGUCACGUGCUAUUCUCAGCUGGUUUGUCCUCGACCCACGGGUCUGUUCCCGUACCCAGGGGAAUGUCGGCGGUUCCUGAACUGUUACGAGGGUUUGCCUUACGUACAGAGUUGUCCUUUUGGACUAAUAUUUGACCAGAACAAAAAACGAUGCGUACUUCCGAGUGACACUGCAUGUCAAUAUUAAAUGUUGUAAUCAAAAGCACAGUAUGUGAUCCCAUUUCUUUUUCAUUUCAAUCUAAGUUAUUGCUAUACUUGAUGGGAUGACGUCAAUAACCUAUAUUGUACGUAAGCCUGUAACUAUUCACAGAAAAUACAAUGUUACCAAUUAAGCUCGUGGUGGUACAGUCAAAAUAACGACUAACACCAGAAAAUAAUGCAUUAGAACAAGCCAAGCCACAUUUGUAAAGUAUAAUUAAAUAUGUCAGAUCCGACACCAUGAGGAUGUGACUUCACUUUUUUGCGAACACAAAUCUUCACAAAUAAAGUCGUCUGAAGCAUAGUGUAGCGAAAAUGGAAUCAUUUACAGCGUCAAUUUUCAAGAAGUAAAUGUCUAUUGUGUUUACAGUAUUGUAAGGAAAUAGAUUGGAAUCAAAUUUUGUUCCCAUUGAAAGUAAAUGAAAUAUUUAAAUCACACCAUCUUAUUGUCGUAGAGUAACUUCUCCGUUCGUAUCGGUCAGAAUAAUUCCAUGAUUUGGAUAACACGGUGAUAAAAAAUUAAU